This is a messenger RNA of Leptonychotes weddellii (Weddell seal), 953 nucleotides long. The record is from RefSeq and is a predicted model, not a curated record. NCBI's taxonomy places the organism in Eukaryota, Metazoa, Chordata, Mammalia, Carnivora, Phocidae.
CUAAGUUUUCUGAUUGGUUUUGCUGUGAAACAAGUAGGUUGACAAAAUAUGGUCCCUACAAAACCAGUAAAAAGAAUCUUCUGUUGUUCCUCAACUACAAAUAAGUGUUUCAUUAUAGUAUUAAAAUGACUUCUAUACAUUUGCCUGACAAAAUGGUAAUUUUUCCAGCUCUGAAUUUUUUACAGAAGAUGGAUCUUUAAAGGAGGUACAUAAAAUAAAUGAAAUGUAUGCUUCUUUACAAGAGGAAUUAAAGAGUAUAUGCAAGAAAGUAGAACACAGUGAGCGAGCAGUAGAGAAACUACUAAAGGACGUAACCAGACUGAAACGGGAAAUUAAAAAAAGAAAACAGGCACAAAUUCAAGCAGCACGAGAGAACAUCGAAAAAGACCCUCAGGAGAACAUUUUUCUUUGUCAAGCUUUACGGACCUUUUUUCCAGAUCAUGAAUUUCUUCAUUCAUGUGUUAUCUCCUUGAAAAAUAGGCAUAUUUCUAAAACUAGCUGUACUGCCAACCACCAACUCAAUGUGAUAGACAACCUGACCUUAAUGGUAGAAUACACUGACAUUCCUGAAGCUAGUCCAGCUAGUGGUGCCCUGCAAAUGAUUAAACGUAAAGCUUUAGAUACCAAUGAUGGAUGGCAAUUCAAGAAGUCACGGCCAUUAGAGAUACAAAACAAACCAUCUAAAACAGAUACUGAUAGUAGUAAUCAAGAAAAAGCAUCCACAACGAGCAGCCCCGAAACAGAUGAAGACAUUGAAAAAAUGAAGGGUUGUGGUGACUAUCCACAGUCUCCUACAUUUUGAUCAUUUUAGGCCAAAAGGACAUUUUUAAUUGGCUGAAGGGUAAAGCCAUUUAUAUUGUUUUUACUAUGUUCAGGUAUUUUGCAGUAAUACAUAAGUUCUAGUACAUUUAUUUUUUAAAGCACUUUAUUUUAAAACCAUAACCUUUUUUUGU